This is a messenger RNA of Echinops telfairi (small Madagascar hedgehog), 952 nucleotides long. Its product is annotated as FUN14 domain-containing protein 2-like. Gene Ontology annotation, biological process: autophagy of mitochondrion. Gene Ontology annotation, cellular component: mitochondrial outer membrane. NCBI's taxonomy places the organism in Eukaryota, Metazoa, Chordata, Mammalia, Afrosoricida, Tenrecidae. Bases 1 to 558 code for a protein of 185 amino acids. The transcript has a single exon. The record is from RefSeq and is a predicted model, not a curated record.
AUGGAAACAACUGCCCCACGUGCCGGAAGCCAGCUGGAGGCGGCAAGGACACAUUUACCAGAAUCUCAUCGCGCCGAGACCCUGUGGGUGUCCUCGCGAGGCGAGGUCUCCGAAAUGGCUGGUUCCAGUCAAGGAAACAUCCAGCCUCUGGACCUUGCAGAAUUUGCUAAAAAGCAGCCCUGGUGGCGCAAGUUGUUCGGCCAAGAACCCGGGCCCGCUGCUGAAAAGUGCAGCGUGGCCACCCAGCUGCUCAUAGGAGGCGUCACCGGAUGGUGCACGGGUUUCAUAUUCCAGAAGGUUGGAAAGUUGGCGGCAACAGCUGUGGGCGGUGGAUUUUUCCUCCUUCAGAUCGCAAACCAUACCGGUUACAUCAAGAUUGACUGGCAGCGGGUCGAAAAGGAUAUGAGGAAAGCCAAGGAACAGCUGAAAAUUCGUAAUAGCGACCAAAUCUCCAGCGAAGUCCAGAGCAAAGCAGAGGAGGUGGUAUCGUUUGUGAAGACGAAUGUCCUUGUCACAGGGGGAUUUUUUGGAGGCUUUCUGCUGGGCAUGGCAUCCUGAGGCGGACGACUUCUCAUUCUUCAGCUGUGUUUUUCCAGGCAGGAGCUUCUACACUGUACCACAGGAUAUUGACUCUCUCCUCAUCUUCCUCUCCCCCUGUGCCUUCCUCCUUGCACUGGCAGAUAAGAAUAGCACUCUGUCGGGACAGGUUAACUUGGUACUGACCUGGCUUGAACUUGCCGAUGAUGGAAGACACAACAGACAUUAGCUUCUCUUCUCAGCACUCUCCCUACAUGGCUAGUCCGUACGUCAGCAAGAACGUGCCUCUCCCUGUCAUAAACUGCAAGCUGGCCCACCCAGAAGGAUGAAUGGGUACUCACACGUUGCUCCAAAAUUGUUGGUGUGAAAAAGAAAUAGCACAUAGACAUCUUGUACUUACAUCCGGCACAGAAAA